Dujonia railenensis is the source of this 342-nucleotide messenger RNA. NCBI's taxonomy places the organism in Eukaryota, Fungi, Ascomycota, Pichiomycetes, Serinales, Debaryomycetaceae. The record is from the annotation of a GenBank genome assembly.
AUGCAAAGCCUGGCUCCUCGUUGCUGCUAUACUAGUUUGUAUACAUUUGUCUUUCUCUCUUUAGUAGUCGAUCUGUUAAGUGUUUUCAUGUCUACGGCUUAUCGCAUUGAGAACGAAGAUAAAUUAUUCACAUUCCGUCGAAGAAGCUGGAGCACUAAAAGCCUCCAUACUCUCACUGGUCUGCUACUGUUCUUUGCGACUGCUCUUUCAAACCUAAUGAGAGUGAUCUGUUUACUCUUUCUCGAGAAAGCUGGCAUACUGAUAGAUAUUGGCUCUUGUCUGCAACAAUUUGCAUUUCUUUACCUCGUGGACCCAAAAGUAGAACUAUUUACAUUCCACUGA